AUGGGUUUGUUUGCCUCUUAUGAUCAGAGUGUAGAGUUCUUCAGGGACAACCUUGGCAUGGGCGAGGUUGCUACAGUAAUAGGGGCCAGCAGUGUUUCUGGAUUCUUUGUUGCUGCUUGCAAUUUACCAUUUGAUUACGUGAAGACCCAGAUUCAGAAAUUGCAACUAGAUGCUGAAGGAAAAUUGUCCUACACUAGUUCUUUCGAUUGUGCCAUGAAGACUUUGAAGGCAGGAAGACCCUUCAAAUUUUACGCUAGAUUCCCAGUAUAUUGUGUUAGGAUUGCCCCUCAUGUUAUGAUGACUUGGAUUUUCCUUAACCAAAUUCAAAAGGUGGAAAAGAAAAUCAGAUUGUGA
Molecule: messenger RNA, 354 nt
Organism: Solanum lycopersicum (tomato)
Lineage: Eukaryota; Viridiplantae; Streptophyta; Magnoliopsida; Solanales; Solanaceae
Product: mitochondrial dicarboxylate/tricarboxylate transporter DTC-like
Molecular function (GO): transmembrane transporter activity
Source: RefSeq, a predicted model, not a curated record